Molecule: messenger RNA, 357 nt
Organism: Penicillium verhagenii
Lineage: Eukaryota; Fungi; Ascomycota; Eurotiomycetes; Eurotiales; Aspergillaceae
Product: putative prefoldin subunit 2
Exons: 4
Coding region: 1-357 (118 amino acids)
Biological process (GO): protein folding
Cellular component (GO): cytoplasm; prefoldin complex
Molecular function (GO): protein folding chaperone
Source: RefSeq, a predicted model, not a curated record
AUGUCGAGCCAACAGCAGAUUGACCCUAAGAAACAGCAGGAGCUGCAGGGCCAGUACACCAAUUUCAAGAACACCCUCCAACAAUUGGCGCAGAAGAUCGGCGACAUUGAGCAAGAGGCUGAAGAGCAUAAACUCGUGAUUGAGACCCUGAGCCCUCUCCCCCAAGAACGCAAAUGCUUUCGUAUGGUGAAUGGAGUGCUAGUCGAACGCACAGUUGAAGAGGUUCUCCCGACACUCAAGACCAACAACGAAGGAUUGCACCAGGUUCUGGAGGAUAUGCUGAAGCAGUAUAAGUCCAAGCAGACAGAGCUUGACAGCUGGAAGAAAAAGAACAACAUUCAGGUUGUGCAGCCUUAA